GCACUCUCAUCCAACUCACAUCUCGCUCAGCGUUCGCGGUCGUCCUGCCAGCGGUCCUCGCCUCUCCUUUCCCCUUUGUUCUUCUCCUUGCUACUGGCAAGCACAGCAUGCUUUUCUCUCGCGCAGCGAACUUCUACGUUCAGGCAACGGCCCUGCUGGCCCUCACACGCUACGCGUCGGCGCAGGACGACGGGUUCAACUGUCGCUUCACCGACGACAACGGCCUCCAAUAUGAUCUUACACCGCUGGCGGGCGAGCACCGGAUUAUGCGGGAAAGGAAGAGUCCACCCACCACCAUGCGCGACAUCGUCAAGUUCAACCUCUGUGCGGACUUGGAUAUUGAGGAGCACGUGGAUGCGCGAGACCAGUGUCCAGCAGGGACACGGGCAUGUCUGACUACACUAAACCAAAAAGACGAUGAGGACGACCGCGUAGUAGCAGUCAUCCCGCUGGCCACGUCGAGCAGUGUCGUUGAGAAGUCGUCGUUGUCGUCGCCAAAGGGUAUCAUACUGACCUUCAGAGGCCCAACAUACCCCGACUCCAGCGAUGAUUCCUGGGAACAAACAUUCAAUCUUAGACUGCUUUGCGCAACGGAAAGCACCGGGUUGACAUUCUCCGACUACGAUGGCUCGGCCAUGUGGGCGGAAUGGAGCGCGCCUUCUGGCUGCGGCUUUGGCGCAGCUCCUCCCGAUUCGGGAUCGGACAAGCCAAACGACGACGCAGAGGAAGGGGAUGGUAGCAGUGAGAGCCAUAUGGGCUCAGGACUGGGAUACUUCUUCCUUCUAUUGCUGCUUGCAUUUGUUGCCUACUUCGCCCUGGGCGCGUACUACAACUACUCUACGUACGGCGCAACAGGCCUAGACUUGAUACCCCAUCGCGACUUCUGGAGGGAAGUCCCGUACAUGUUCAAGGACGUCGUCUCACAUCUAUGCUCCGCUAUUCGGCCGCGGCAAUCGAGUCGUGGCGGUUACAUCGCAGUAUGACAGCCGUGUGCUCUGUUGGGUGUGCGUGUUUGGGUGGAUAUUUGUCACUUUCGCAGUACUUCUCAUGUUCUACAUAUAUCCGGUAUGCUCGAUGUAAUUUGUGCUGUCAUCGCAAAACCUCUCGUGCACAGUUUGCAGGAUUUCCGGAUCUAUUACGGCGGAGCGGAGGGCAUGCCCAAUGACGAUCAGUGUCGACUUGACUAGACUCUAUGCGCCUGCUACUUCGGGCGCAGUGGCUCGUGGACAGAGCGUCUCAAAAGCUCAUUAAUCAACCUUGUGAACAUC
Messenger RNA from Rhodofomes roseus, 1268 nucleotides. RefSeq names its product autophagy-related protein 27. The transcript is spliced from 5 exons. The record is from RefSeq and is a predicted model, not a curated record. Bases 108 to 983 code for a protein of 291 amino acids. NCBI's taxonomy places the organism in Eukaryota, Fungi, Basidiomycota, Agaricomycetes, Polyporales, Fomitopsidaceae.